Molecule: messenger RNA, 888 nt
Organism: Urocitellus parryii (Arctic ground squirrel)
Lineage: Eukaryota; Metazoa; Chordata; Mammalia; Rodentia; Sciuridae
Product: serine protease 29-like
Biological process (GO): proteolysis
Molecular function (GO): serine-type endopeptidase activity
Source: RefSeq, a predicted model, not a curated record
AUGUCACCAAAGCCUGCAGCAAACGUUCCACUUAAUGGUGAAAUGCAGAUGCUGAGCCUGUGGUUUGUGACCCUUCUCUUGGUGGGGACCUCCAGUGCUGGGACCCCGGCACCUGUCUCUCAGAACGACCUGGUGGGCAUCGUGGGUGGCCACAAUGCCCCCCAGGGGAGGUGGCCGUGGCAGGUCAGCUUGAGGGUCUACAGCUACUACUGGGCUGCCUGGGUGCACAUCUGUGGGGGCUCCCUCAUCCACCCACAGUGGGUGCUGACUGCUGCCCACUGCAUUGGCCGGAAAGAUGCUGACCCAUCAGCCUACCGGGUCCAGGCUGGGAACAUUUUCCUCUAUGGGGACACGAAGCUGCUGCGUGUGAACCGGGUCAUUGUCCACCAUGACUAUGUGAAUGYCUUCUUGGGCUCAGACGUGGCCCUGCUGCGUCUGGAGAAACCUGCAGUGUGCUCUGCCAACAUCAAGCCCGUCAGGCUCUCCUCCCUGUCUGAUAGUGUCACCCCAAGGGACCAGUGCUGGGUGACUGGCUGGGGCGCCAUCAGCAUGUUUGGCUCCCUGCCCCCACCCUUCCGCCUGCAGCAGGUGGAGGUGCAGGUGGUGGAGAAUGCAGUCUGUGAGCAACAGUACCACAACGCCAGCAGGCACCGACACAGGGACCAGAGAAUCAUCUUGGAUGACAUGCUGUGUGCGGGCAGUGAGGGCCGCAGUGCCUGCUAUGGUGACUCUGGAGGGCCCCUGGUGUGCAAGGUGACAGGCUCCUGGAGCUUGGUGGGAGUGGUCAGCUGGGGCAAAGGCUGUGCCCUCCGUGACAUUCCUGGGGUCUAUGCUCGGGUCCAGUCCUUCGUGCCAUGGAUCCAGCAGCAGAUGAGGAGGUACACCUGA